GGUUUGGGUUUGUCAAUUUUGACAUAACCAGAAAAAUGGCUGGUACCCUAGCUCGAGUAAUUCAAGGGACAAAAACAAAUUUGGGGAUUGUUGGCCCUUUGAUAAAUAUCAGUAAUGUGCCGGUGAGAUGCCAACAAACUCAGGCACCACCCACCAAAAGCCAAUAUGGGCCCUUGGCGGAUAGUGACAGGAUUUUCACUAACCUAUACGGUCGGCAUGAGUGGCGUUUGAAGGGGGCUCUUAGCCGUGGUGACUGGUAUUUGACGAAGGAUAUCUUGUUGAAAGGCACCGAUUGGAUAGUCAAUGAACUCAAGACAUCUGGUCUCCGUGGACGUGGUGGUGCUGGUUUCCCCACUGGCAUGAAAUGGUCUUUCAUGAACAAGCCUGCUGAUGGUCGUCCAAAGUACCUUGUUGUGAAUGCUGAUGAGGGUGAGCCAGGGACUUGUAAGGAUCGUGAAAUUAUGCGCCAUGAUCCACAUAAGCUGGUUGAAGGUUGUCUGAUAGCUGGUCGUGCUAUGGGAGCAUCAGCUGCUUAUAUUUAUAUAAGAGGAGAAUUUUAUAAUGAAGCCAGUAACUUACAAGUUGCCAUAGCAGAGGCAUAUCAAGCUGGAUUAAUUGGCAAGAAUGCAUGUGGUUCAGGUUAUGACUUUGAUGUAUUUGUACACCGAGGUGCCGGAGCCUACAUCUGUGGUGAAGAGACAGCUCUCAUUGAAUCCAUUGAGGGUAAGCAGGGCAAACCACGACUGAAGCCUCCAUUCCCAGCUGAUGUUGGCCUCUUUGGGUGUCCUACCACUGUCAAUAAUGUGGAGACUAUUGCUGUUGCUCCUACUAUAUGUCGCCGAGGUGGAAAGUGGUUCGCCUCGUUCGGCCGGCCACGUAAUUCUGGCACGAAAUUGUUCAACAUUUCGGGACAUGUGAACACUCCUUGCACGGUGGAGGAGGAGAUGAGUAUACCACUCAAGGAGUUGAUUGAGAGGCACGCUGGCGGCGUCACGGGCGGUUGGGAAAACUUGCUCGCUAUCAUACCUGGAGGAUCUUCUACACCAUUGAUUCCUCAAGAUGUAUGCACAACAGCAAUAAUGGAUUUCGACGGGUUGGUAGCAGCCCAGACUUCCCUUGGCACUGCGGCCAUCAUUGUUAUGGACAAGUCAACUGACAUAGUGAAAGCAAUUGCUCGCCUCAUCAUGUUCUACAAGCAUGAAUCAUGCGGACAGUGCACUCCCUGCAGAGAAGGUGUCUCAUGGAUGAACAAAAUAAUAUACAGGUUUGUAGAGGGCAAUGCGUCACCGAAAGAAAUCGACAUGUUGUGGGAGAUUUCCAAACAAAUUGAAGGACACACUAUCUGCGCGUUGGGUGACGGCGCCGCAUGGCCUGUUCAAGGUCUGAUUCGCCACUUCCGGCCGGAACUGGAGCGCCGCAUGCAGGAGUAUUCCGCCGUCAAUGGGCCCAGCAAGGCUGAGAGGCUAUACUAAUGCCCAUCUUGUACCUCACCCUCCAACAAUGUUCUAUUCACGGAGAAGAAUUAUUAGAUAUUAAAUGCUGUGAUCUAUGUACAAAGUGUUUUUGAUCAGUUCGUGUAAUUAUUACCAUUUACUAUAUAUGUAGGCAUACCAUAUAUAUAAAUGUUUUAGUAUCUAUUUCUUUAUCGGUGCUAAGUGUGUAUUUGGCAUUGAAACUGGAAUACUAAAACUUUAUUCAGUAAUAUAAAGGUGAAAAAUAGCUAGUAGUAUAAAUUAUUAAUAAACUCAGUAUUCUCACCUUUACUUAUAAACGUUAUGGAGGCUCACUGACAUUGACAUGACUCCUUUGUAUUAAAUUGUACGACAGAGAACGCACUAUAUAAGAUUUUCUCCGAGAAUAGAGUAUUGGGUAUGCCUUGUCGAUAUGAAAAUGGGCUAGUUGCGUAAUAAACGUAAUUUUGACGUAGAAAACGACGGUGUUUCGGCAGUUAUUAAAUUAAAUAAUUAGAACGCUAAAUACGGUGAUCGGUUUCCUCUGUUCUGUCUACACCGUAAGAUCUAGCGUGUAUAUAAAUAGUUAGAAAUGACACAAUCUUCAAUGAAAUGAAAUGAGCAAUCUUUUAUAAUUCCUUUUUCUGUAAUUUAGAGAGGUGCCGUAUAAUUUAUUUCAUAGACAAAAUGAGUCCUAUUUUUGUUCGUAAUAUUUAUUAUUAUCAUGGAAUCCGGUAAGCCAUAAUCGCUAUCAACUGUACGUAGCCUGCGGCCCAAAUAGUGACAUUCAUGUCAGUAAAAUGUAAACAAGUGAUUUUUUAAUUUAAUUGUACAAAAUAUGUUAAUA
Messenger RNA from Achroia grisella, 2298 nucleotides. RefSeq names its product NADH dehydrogenase [ubiquinone] flavoprotein 1, mitochondrial (gene ND-51). Gene Ontology annotation, biological process: mitochondrial electron transport, NADH to ubiquinone. Bases 36 to 1472 code for a protein of 478 amino acids. Lineage: Eukaryota; Metazoa; Arthropoda; Insecta; Lepidoptera; Pyralidae. Gene Ontology annotation, molecular function: NAD binding; FMN binding; 4 iron, 4 sulfur cluster binding. The record is from RefSeq and is a predicted model, not a curated record. The transcript is spliced from 8 exons.